Molecule: messenger RNA, 2113 nt
Organism: Arabidopsis lyrata subsp. lyrata
Lineage: Eukaryota; Viridiplantae; Streptophyta; Magnoliopsida; Brassicales; Brassicaceae
Product: protein DETOXIFICATION 44, chloroplastic
Exons: 14
Coding region: 130-1710 (526 amino acids)
Biological process (GO): transmembrane transport
Cellular component (GO): membrane
Molecular function (GO): xenobiotic transmembrane transporter activity; antiporter activity
Source: RefSeq, a predicted model, not a curated record
UGCAAUUGGUUUAGACAUCUGACCGUUUAAUCAGUUAGGAAGUAGAUAGAUAAAGAGAGUGAACAUCAUCAUGUGGCUCUCUUUCUUCCUCCUCCGCCGAGAUUUUUCUCCGUCUCUCUCUUCUCCGCAAUGGCGGCGGUCGCUACCCCCUUCUGUUUCUCUCCCCUUCGAUCGCCGUCACUUUUCCAACUCCACAAUCUUUCUCUAAACCCUAAUUCAUCGAUUCGAAGAACAAUCUUCUGUAAAUCAUCGCCUCGCGAUGAAUCUCCAGCUGUCACCGCUUCUUCUCGGCGACCGGAAAAACAGCAGAAUCUAGUGGAAUCUCCCAAACCUGAUCCUGAUCACAAACCGGAACCUGGGAUUGGUAAAAUUGGAAUGGAGAUUAUGUCAAUUGCAUUACCUGCUGCUUUAGCUUUAGCUGCUGAUCCUAUUACAUCUCUUGUCGACACUGCCUUCGUUGGCCAUAUUGGUUCUGCAGAAUUAGCUGCAGUAGGAGUAUCAGUUUCUGUAUUCAAUUUGGUGUCGAAGCUCUUCAAUGUUCCUUUGCUAAAUGUCACAACAUCGUUUGUUGCGGAGGAGCAAGCAAUUGCUGCUAAGGAUGAUAGUGAUUCUAUAGAAACAAGCAAGAAAGUGCUGCCUUCUGUUUCAACAUCUUUAGUUCUUGCUGCUGGAGUUGGUAUUGCAGAGGCGAUUGCGCUAUCUCUCGGCUCUGAUUUCUUGAUGGACGUCAUGGCUAUACCUUUUGAUUCACCAAUGCGGAUACCAGCAGAGCAGUUCCUCAGACUUAGAGCGUAUGGUGCACCACCAAUUGUAGUGGCAUUGGCUGCGCAAGGAGCUUUUCGAGGUUUCAAAGACACAACAACGCCUCUAUAUGCAGUUGUUGCGGGGAAUGUUCUUAAUGCGAUAUUAGAUCCAAUCCUGAUAUUUGUCCUUGGUUUUGGUAUCUCUGGUGCUGCAGCUGCUACCGUGAUUUCUGAAUACUUGAUUGCAUUUAUUCUUCUGUGGAAGUUGAAUGAGAAUGUAGUUUUGCUCUCUCCUCAAAUCAAAGUGGGAAGAGCCAACCAGUACCUCAAAUCAGGUGGGCUUCUGAUUGGUAGAACGGUGGCUUUGCUUGUGCCAUUCACAUUAGCUACUUCGUUAGCAGCUCAAAAUGGACCCACUCAAAUGGCUGGCCAUCAAAUCGUCUUGGAAGUCUGGUUGGCUGUCUCUUUACUCACCGAUGCUUUAGCCAUUGCUGCACAGAGUCUUCUUGCCACCACUUUCUCUCAAGGAGAAUACAAACAAGCCCGGGAAGUUAUCUUCGGAGUCCUUCAAGUAGGAUUAGCAACUGGAACUGGUUUGGCUGCUGUAUUGUUCAUCACUUUCGAACCAUUUUCAAGCUUAUUCACAACGGAUUCAGAAGUUCUAAAGAUUGCUUUGUCAGGGACCUUGUUUGUGGCUGGAUCUCAACCGGUGAAUGCUCUAGCGUUUGUUUUGGAUGGGCUUUAUUAUGGUGUCUCUGACUUUGGAUUUGCCGCCUAUUCUAUGGUGAUUAAUGGAUUAAUAUCUUCCUUGUUCAUGCUUGUGGCUGCACCAACGUUUGGCCUUGCCGGGAUCUGGACUGGUUUAUUCCUCUUCAUGGCAUUGCGGUUGGUUGCCGGAGCCUGGAGAUUGGGGACAAGAACCGGUCCAUGGAAAAUGCUGUGGUCUGCUCCAGAGAAGCCAGAAUGAGACGGAUCGCUGUUUCUGCAUCAAUAUUUUUGCGUCAUAGGAUUCUCAGUCUUGUCAUGGCCAAGCUCAAUAGCGUCCUCCUUGUAGACUACAUAGUCCUUUCCAUCAUUCGUUUCAAUCACGCCAUUACGUGUUCAGAAGGUGAUUGUUGGAGUUUUUGGACUUACAAGGAUAAGUAUCUGUUGAUAGGAUUCAACGAGAUUGAGUCUAUUAAUUAGACCAAGUCCAAGGAGUUAAAAAUCCACCUCGUUACUGCUAUAUUACUUGGGAAAGAACUUAGGUCUAUCUGGUUUUUUUAGAUCACCCUUUUUUGUCUUUUGUUUGAUUGGACUGUUUGGAGGAAGAUGUAGUUUGAAUAUGCGUAGAAUCUCUUAUAUAUUAAUUGAAAAACAUUUUUAAAAAA